AUGAUGAGUGACAAACCUCAAGUCUCUACGACUAACUCAGAUGAAAUUAUGACUUUGAAUACACAAGGUGGUGGUCAUGGUCAGCUUCUUGCUGCCAAAAACUCACGCCUUGGCAUAGAUUGUGUUGCUAAGCCAUUAUUCAAGCAUGAGAAUCAUUUUUAUCGUGUUAUGUCUAAGACACCACUUGUAGAUUGCCUUCCCCAAUACUGCGGUAAGACUGUCUACAAUGGAAGUGAAUAUCUACUUAUAGAGGAUUUAACAGCAGGCAUGACUAGCCCUUGCAUAGCAGAUCUUAAGCUUGGAACACGCUCUUUCGAGAUCGGUGUUCCCGAAAGCAAAAGAUUGAAGCAAUUACAGAAUAUGUCACGUUCGACAUCUCCAAAAUACGCAGUUCGUGUUAUAGACGUAUCGCUGCGUAAGAACGGAUCAAUAGUAAAGCGUUGGGACCGCAAUUACGGCAAGAAAGCUUCCCUUAACUCAUUAAUUGACACAUUAAACAAAUUUAUCCCAACAAACAGAAGAGAAGAGUUCAUAGCUAAAGUAGAAAACGUCAUAAACAAGCUUACCAUUGCCAAAGAGAUGUACCCAGGAAGCCGCCUCUAUUCAGCUUCUCUUUUGGUAUGUUAUGACUCAGAUAGUCCAAAUUCACCAAUGCGUGUUGUUUUGAUUGACUUCGCUCAUGCCUACUGCGACAUUACUAAGAGCGGAGGAAAACUCGAUGCCAGAGAAUUUGAUGAUAAUACUCUUCUCGGAUUGAGAAAUAUAGUCCAUAUCUUCAACAGCCCUAACGAAAUUGAAGAAAGGACAAACUUGUAA
Molecule: messenger RNA, 816 nt
Organism: Trichomonas vaginalis G3
Lineage: Eukaryota; Parabasalia; Trichomonadida; Trichomonadidae
Product: inositol phosphate biosynthetic process
Exons: 1
Coding region: 1-816 (271 amino acids)
Biological process (GO): phosphatidylinositol phosphate biosynthetic process; inositol phosphate biosynthetic process
Cellular component (GO): nucleus; cytoplasm
Molecular function (GO): inositol hexakisphosphate kinase activity
Source: RefSeq, a predicted model, not a curated record